AUGGCUGUGCAGGAGCUGGGCAUUAGCCUGUCCAUGUUCGGCGUUGCCGGGACCAUCCUGAUCUGCGCCCUGCCCAUGUGGAAGGUGACGGCGUUCAUCGGCACCCAGCUGGUGGUCAUGCAGGUGUUCUGGGAGGGCCUGUGGAUGACCUGCGUAAGCGAGUACACCGGCCAGAUGCAGUGCAAGCUCUACGACGCCCUGCUGGACCUGUCACCGGACCUGCAGGCGGCCCGCGGCCUCAUCUGCAUCGGCCUGGUGCUGGGGUGCCUGGGCUUCCUGGUCUUCCUCCUGGGGGCGCGCUGCACCAACUGCCUGGGCCACCCAACGCUCAAGGCGCGGCUGGUGCUGGGCUCCGGGGCCGUCUUCUGCCUGGCGGCACUCGUCACUGUGGUCGCCGUCUCCUGGACGGCCAACUCUGUCAUCAGGGACUUCCACAACCCGCGCGUCCCCGAGGUGCUCAAGAGGGAGCUUGGGGCGGCCAUAUACAUCGGCUUUGUCGUGUCCGGGUUGCUGUUCUGCGGGGGGGCCAUACUGUGCACCAGCUGCCCGACACAGAGGGCCGGGUUCCCCUCCGGCGGGUACACGCUGGCCAAGACCCGCAGCAGCAGCUACGCCAUCAAGAACUACGUGUGA
Molecule: messenger RNA, 633 nt
Organism: Cyclopterus lumpus (lumpfish)
Lineage: Eukaryota; Metazoa; Chordata; Actinopteri; Perciformes; Cyclopteridae
Gene: cldnj
Product: claudin j
Exons: 1
Coding region: 1-633 (210 amino acids)
Biological process (GO): cell adhesion; bicellular tight junction assembly
Cellular component (GO): bicellular tight junction; plasma membrane
Molecular function (GO): structural molecule activity
Source: RefSeq, a predicted model, not a curated record